UUUCAACAGCAGGUGGACGGAGCAGAAUAGAUACUCCUGAGACAAUUUGCCUACGCAAAACAACUUGACUUCCGGUCUCUGGUCUGUCGCCUAGGUCCGUGGGAGGAUGCCGGUCCAUCCUGGGUGAAACCGGUAUGCUGAUAGAUGGGAAACACAGAACACCGACGCCACGUUUUCCUUUAGCGAAUUCGCGAUCUCAGCGACCUAGCCCCAGUCUUGCUGGGCUUUUGAUUGCAGCGAAGCCCUGCCAUACUUCAGAUUCGACGGCCGUCGUAUAGCAAAAUGCGUGCGGCUCAAAACUUGAGGGCGGCAAGCCGGGCCAAAGCCCAUGGGUUGACCGUCGACGUCCAUUCUGCCAACGGCGUGAGGACAGUGGACCAAAACGAAGGUAGCACGAGUAGUGGUGAGGCUUCCAGCAAUAGCUACCCCUCGCCGGGGCCCAGCGAAGCCCUCAUGAACCCAGAUUGGAGAAACUACCGCCGAAUCCGAGAUCUUUCAGAGGGAUCCUCGGUUGGGCCAGCUACCGCUGGCCCAGACCGCACCGAGUUUCGGCUCGACAGCCUUAGGGAUAAGAAGAAGUUGACGGUCGACACCACUCUUGCCAACAUCUACGGCGUCCGUCGAAUUAAAGAAUCCCCCGUCGACCCAGACUUCAUUCACUCGGCCCCCCUAACAAACAAGGACUAUUCAGAAGUAGAUGAUGAUUUUGAAUUGGUGGAAGCAGAGCCGCAGUACUCGAGUAGUCACCGAAUGACCGGUGCCCUUGAAGCGAAUGCUCGAAAUGGAUUGGUCAAGCUUCAAUCCUUUACACCUACAACCCGCCAGGGGUUCGAAGAGAUACUAGGCUGGAGCAGCCACGGGCGGGACCUCAAACUUCCUAGUCUCCAGGAAGAAACUGCGGGCUCCGACCAACUCGCGCAGUUAUCCCCAAUAUACGCCAAGUUUAACGAAGACUUCUCGUUCCCUACAUCCCGCAUACGUGCGGUGAGGAGCAAUACCAAGCGAUUUACUCCUAAGGAGUGGAACGCGAUCGACGAGCAUGUCAAAACACAGCUUAACACCUUACAAGCUCCACGUUCUGCUCGCAUCCCCUCGGGCCAGCUCAUGGAUGACGAUGAACAAGAGCAGGCUAUACAGACCAAGGCAUUCCCUGACGAUGUUGGAGCUCGCCGCGUUCACGACGAGAACCAUCGCCAAGGGGUAAUGAUACCGCUGAAGAAUAUGGAGUCGAAGCCAGGGCCCGUAGAGGACCAUGACCGUUUCCAAGCGCUCCUUGACAAGCUUCAUAACCGUCGCCGCUCGCAGACGCUGACUGCGAUCAAAACGCCUUCUAUGAACAACAAGAUUGAGGGCCGAGAUGUAGAGUUGCCUGCUCGCGAUUUGAAAAUAACGAGCCCACGAUCUGCAAAUACUGUUCUCGGCGUCUCUGGCGGAGACCAGCUGAAGAAGAGCAGCGCAUUGAACCCCUUGGCAUCUGAGUUCUGUAGCACUAGCAGCACCAGUGUGACUUACGACCCUCUGGUGCUGGUCCCGCGCACUGAAGAGUUCAAUGAUAUGCUUGGGCUAUCAAAGAGUCGAGUCGACAUCGAAUCUGCGAGAGAUCGAGCUGUAGAUGCCAAGUCUAAGGUGUCGGCAGAUCCGCUACGGGAACUCUUAGCCAUGGUGGAGGAGAUGAAGGCAGAUCUCGCCCAAAUCAAAGCAAAUGGCUCGGUGUCUCAGCAACUGUCGAACGACACAGACAAGCGGGCCGCCCAGGAGGAGCUUCUGCUCCAAAUGAGUCAGGUUGAAAGCAUUACCGACCAUCUGAAGGGUUUACCCGUCCAGAGCCAGCUUGCUUCGCAGCAGCCUGUUCCGUCGCUGCAGUUCCUUGGACAGCAGCUCCCCGACACCGCUGGCCGGAACGGUCUACUACCGUAUUUAGGCCACUUGACGCAAACCAACCCAGUGCCAUGUGGAACUGCCCAGCAAGCACACAACCUAGGUGCCAUGCCGCGGGCUCCCGAGAACCCAGCUGAUGUUGCCAGGCCAGCAGCGGUCCACAGCCCAGUUAGAUACCCUCCUGGGGCAAACGCUGCUCUGCCCCAGCUCGGGUUUACUCUUUUGCCAGGCUGUCAGUACAGCCAAUCGAUGACGCUGCAAGGUCAAAAUCGCGGCUACUCACAUAGUCCUCAAGCCCAGCGCCAAGCCUCGGCUCCGUUCCAGCAAGCUCCGUUCCGGCAGACUCCGAUCCAGCAGGCUCAGAUCGUGGGCCCCAACAUCCAAGCCAAUUCAGAGCUGCGUCCCGGCACUCAACCGCUAUCGAUGCACGCGCAGGCCCAGAACAUGUUCGGGCCGAAGCCUAUCCGCAAGCCCAAGUCCCAGGUCAACCCCGGGGAUCCCCGCGCAACGAUGCACCAGCAGCAGUACGAGGAGUAUCUGGAGAUGAAGCGUGCGGCCGACCCGACGUACGCCCACCUGUGCAAGCAGCGCCAGGCGAGGCGCGUCCAGCGACAGACGCCCGCGGUUAAGGGUCCUCGCGCACCACAGCACCAUCCUAGCGGCGCCGGUGCAAGUCCGCAGCGGGGACCGUCGCAGAAACCACUACGGGCACCGCCGCAGGGCCCCAGGCCCCAGUAGGCCUAGUCCACUCAGGGUAUCCCUCAUUUCUCACGAUAUCUCGUCCUCUGUGAUGGUGCGAGAUGGGGGAGGAGGAGAGAGGGGGAGGCUUGCUUGGCAAGCUAUGUAUACGAGG
Durotheca rogersii is the source of this 2731-nucleotide messenger RNA. RefSeq lists its product as uncharacterized. NCBI's taxonomy places the organism in Eukaryota, Fungi, Ascomycota, Sordariomycetes, Xylariales, Xylariaceae. The record is from RefSeq and is a predicted model, not a curated record. Bases 283 to 2616 code for a protein of 777 amino acids. The transcript is spliced from 2 exons.